This is a messenger RNA of Aspergillus candidus, 1980 nucleotides long. It is a transcript of the gene ugp1, whose product is annotated as UTP glucose-1-phosphate uridylyltransferase. Gene Ontology annotation, biological process: UDP-alpha-D-glucose metabolic process; glycogen metabolic process. Gene Ontology annotation, molecular function: UTP:glucose-1-phosphate uridylyltransferase activity. Gene Ontology annotation, cellular component: cytoplasm. NCBI's taxonomy places the organism in Eukaryota, Fungi, Ascomycota, Eurotiomycetes, Eurotiales, Aspergillaceae. The record is from RefSeq and is a predicted model, not a curated record. The transcript has 2 exons. The coding region runs from base 329 to 1888 and encodes 519 amino acids.
UUGGAUUCGCAGGUCUUGUUUCUUCUCUCAAUUCUCUUCAUCCGGGUGAUCUCAUUCAAUUGCUUCCAUCUCUCUACCCCCCAAUUCAAUCCUAGGUAUGAUGACGCAGCCCAAGAGAUCGACACUCUGGCGUGGCAACUUCCCCUCCUCCUUGGUCCUCAAUUAAACUCAACAACCCACAUCCCCUCUUCUCCCUCUCCCUCUUUCUUCCUCCCCUUUUCCCCCUCCUUUUCAUCCCUCUUCUACCUCAAUUUCCCUGCUUCCUUCUCUCCAAAGAUUCUUCUUCCUCAAUCCUCCAAAUUAACCUAUUAUACUCAAUAUAGUCAUCAUGGCAACGAAAGCUUUGCCCGCUCACCUGCGAGCCCCCGCCAAUGAUGCCGCCGGUGGCUUUGGCAAGCAUCAUGGCAAGUCCCAGUCUCAUAUGGCCUUCGAGAAUGCCUCCACUAGCGUCGCCGCCUCCCAAAUGCGCAACGCCCUCAACGCCCUCGCCGAGACCGUCCCCGACGACUCCGAACGCAAGCGCUUCGAGGCCGAGACCGACAACUUCUUCGCCCUCUUCCGUCGCUUCCUCAAUGACAAGGCCAAGGGGAACGCCGUCAACUGGGACCGCAUCGCGCCCCCCCAGCCGUCCCAGGUCGUCAACUACGAUGACCUGGGCGGGGACGCCGCCGUCGAGUUCCUCAACAAGCUCGCCGUCGUCAAGCUGAACGGCGGUCUCGGUACCUCCAUGGGCUGCGUCGGCCCCAAGUCCGUCAUCGAGGUCCGCGAGGGCAUGUCCUUCCUCGAUCUCUCGGUCCGCCAGAUCGAGCACCUCAACCGCACCUUCAACGUCAACGUCCCCUUCGUCCUGAUGAACUCCUUCAACACCGACCAGGACACCCAGUCCAUCAUCAAGAAGUACCAGGGCCACAACGUCGACAUCAUCACCUUCAACCAGUCCCGCUACCCCCGCAUCAUCAAGGACUCCCUGCUCCCCGCCCCCAAGAGCUACGACGCCCCGCUCCAGGACUGGUACCCCCCCGGCCACGGUGACGUCUUCGAGUCGCUCUACAACUCGGGCACCCUCGACAAGCUGCUCGAGCGCGGCGUCGAGUACAUCUUCCUCUCCAACGCCGACAACCUCGGCGCCGUCGUCGACCUGCGCAUCCUGCAGCACAUGGUCGACACCCAGUCCGAGUACAUCAUGGAGCUGACGGACAAGACCAAGGCCGACGUCAAGGGCGGCACCAUCAUCGACUACGAGGGCAAGGCCCGCCUGCUGGAGAUCGCCCAGGUCCCCAAGGAGCACGUCAACGAGUUCAAGUCCAUCAAGAAGUUCAAGUACUUCAACACCAACAACAUCUGGAUGAGCCUGCGCGCCAUCAAGCGCGUCGUCGAGGAGAACGAGCUCGAGAUGGAGAUCAUCGCCAACGAGAAGUCCAUCCCCGCCGACAAGAAGGGCGACGCCGACCAGGCCAUCUACCAGCUCGAGACCGCCGUCGGCGCCGCCAUCCGCCACUUCCGCAACGCCCACGGCGUCAACGUGCCCCGCCGCCGCUUCCUGCCCGUCAAGACCUGCUCGGACCUGCUCCUCGUCAAGUCCGACCUGUACCGCCUCGAGCACGGCCAGCUCGUCAUGGACCCCAACCGCUUCGGCGGCGUCCCCGUCAUCAAGCUCGGCUCCGACUUCAAGAAGGUCUCCGACUUCCAGAAGCACAUCCCCAGCAUUCCCCGGAUCGUCGAACUCGACCACCUGACCAUCACGGGCGCCGUCAAUCUCGGCCGCAACGUCACCCUCAAGGGGACGGUCAUCAUCGUCGCCACGGAGGGGAGCACCAUCGACGUGCCUCCGGGGUCUGUUCUGGAGAACUGCGUGGUGCAGGGUAGCUUGCGGAUUCUGGAGCAUUAAUUUUGGACCUUAUUGGUAGAUUGCAUUUUUCUUCUUUUCUUUUCUUAAUUUCUUCCUUUCUUAUCUAUUUUUUUUUUUUUCUUUUUUUGGUU